This is a messenger RNA of Spathaspora passalidarum NRRL Y-27907, 2295 nucleotides long. RefSeq names its product Cta7p (gene CTA7). Gene Ontology annotation, cellular component: nucleus. Gene Ontology annotation, molecular function: DNA-binding transcription factor activity, RNA polymerase II-specific; zinc ion binding; sequence-specific DNA binding. Lineage: Eukaryota; Fungi; Ascomycota; Pichiomycetes; Serinales; Debaryomycetaceae. The record is from RefSeq and is a predicted model, not a curated record. Gene Ontology annotation, biological process: positive regulation of transcription by RNA polymerase II; DNA-templated transcription. The transcript has a single exon. The coding region runs from base 1 to 2295 and encodes 764 amino acids.
AUGAGAGUUAGUAAGGCCUGUGACAGAUGUCGUACUCAAAAGAUUAAAUGUUCUGGUACUCACCCUUGUAAUACCUGUGUUAAACAUAAGAAAGAGUGUACAUUUUCUACAAACUAUCAUGCUAGUGCUGCUGGAAGUACCACUACCAAUACUGGAUUUUCUGCUAACGGAAAGAGUACCUCUGAUCACCCCUUGAAUAAACGCCAGAAAACUGUGAUGAAUGUUGAACCAUUUGGAUUACCCCAGAUGGAUAGAAACCACGACAAGGAGUACGUUGCUCAUCUUGAAAACAGAGUUCAAUAUCUUGAAAGUUUGUUGACUCAAAACAUGUCACAAACUUUCCGAGAACCAAGGAUUUCUGAACCUGAAAAUGUCCAGGUUGAAGAAACAUUAUUUGCAAGUAGUAGUAAAUGGAGAUUUUCAAGACGCCAUCAGAAUUUACUUAUUGUGGAAUUAUGCCGGUCAAUGUUUGCUAAUUUAUCUGAGGAACUGAAGAAAUUAGUGACUAUUCCAAGAACUCAAUAUUUUGGUUGGAAUAUGUCAGGCGUGCAUUAUGUUAAUUCCGAUGAGUUGCCUCCUAUCCCUGAUUUUACUAAUUGCCCUAAAUUCAAUCCUCAAGAAUUAAUCGAUUAUUACUUUCGUGAAUUGAAUUCAUUAUUUGCUGUCUUACAUGAAACUGUAUUUAGAGAACAGUACCAAGCAUACUAUAAGCUAUUACAAGAACAACAGUUGAACAAGUCAAAUGAUAGAGAUGCCAAAACUAACCAAACAAGAUUGUUUAGUGCAAUAUUAUAUCUUGUAUAUGCUUUGGCUAUACGUUUCAGUGAGGUACAAAAGCCAAAGGGUCCAAAUAUUGAGAUGUUACAAUUUGAACUGAAGUUAUUCAAAUAUGGAUACAAAGUUGUAUCCAUUCUUAGUUUUGAAUGGGAGUCAUUUGAACUUAUCCAAGCAUGGUUAUUGAUCGGUCUUUAUCUUAGAGUCACCCACCGUCAAACUUCUUCUUCUCAUGCAUUUGACUCUGCUAUAGUUAUGACUAAAUCAAUGGGAUUAGGGUUUGAAGAAAGCAACCCUAAAAUGCUCGCCUGUACCGCGUAUGAGCGUGUCAAGGCCAACAGAAUCUUUUGGUGUGUUUAUACGUUUGACAGGAUCUUUGGAUUGUUGACUGGUAGAUAUUGUGGUAUCAGAGAAGAAGAUUUUGAUAGACGAUUCCCCAGUUAUGAUGACUUUAAGAUCGAUACAUUUAAAGAUGAUUGGAUGACAUUCCCGGCUAUGGCAUUGCUACAUGUUGCAAGAAUUGCAAAUUUUGUACAUACUGCGCCCAAUGACAAUCCCGACUUGAUCAAAUAUCAACAAAUCAAUACAGAAUUGGCUAAAUUACACGAUUGGUUUAAUUCUAAUGGAUUUAGAAAUGAUUUGUUGUUUAACAAGGAAGAUGACACAAUCAGUUCUUUAGUCAAAGCUCAGGUCAAGUUGCACUAUUACGAUUUGGUUUUAUGUAUUCAUGGGAAAAUCUUGUUUAAUUAUAUCGGAAGAAGAAUUACAAGUCAUGGAUUGAAGAUUGAAAUGGUGAUCGAUGCAAGUAAUGGUGUCCUUGAGGUAUUGGAUAAAGUUAAUAAAGCCGGGUUGUUAUACACCCCAUGGUAUUCUACCUUGUUAUUGUUGUUUAACGUCGGAGUUUGUGCUCUUACGCUUAUCAAUGGAGGGGUUUUUGUGGUACAAGCCCGUGAUCUUCUCAAGAACACUAUCAGAUUAUUUACAAUAUUACGGAAAUCACCAGUUAGAAAUGAUCAAGGAAAACUUGUAUUUAGAGAAAGGUUCAAGAUGGUAAGAGAGUGUAUUUGGGCACUUAAAAUGGCCAACAGAAUUUUGACCCUUCGUAUUCAAGAAGAUAUGACUGCCUUGAACAACAUUGGAGUGGACCAUGGAUCAUCUGAAGUCAAUAAACAGACAUUUACCCAAUUAGGUGUAAAUUCAACGGAGGUGAACAAGAAAACUAAUAAUGAAUUCAAUAAAGUUUUCGAAAAGCAAUUACAUCGUAACGACGACGAAGACGAAGAUGAAGAAGAUGAAGAGUUUAGACCACGUGAAUUAAAAACCCCUAUCCUGCCCAACCAGGAACAUGCAACUCCUUCGUCAAUUACUUCUGUGGACAAUAGCUCUGCAUUUGGUGGCGUUAAUUCAGGAGACCCAAUUGAUUUUUACGUAAACAACAAUGGCCAUGAUUUAUUAGGCAAUAUUCAAUGGUUUGAUCAAUGGAUGGAUUUUAAUUACGAUUUUGGUGAGCAGAAUGUAUAA